Messenger RNA from Molossus molossus (Pallas's mastiff bat), 524 nucleotides. It is a transcript of the gene TRAPPC2L, whose product is annotated as trafficking protein particle complex 2 like. The transcript has 5 exons. The coding region runs from base 57 to 476 and encodes 139 amino acids. The record is from RefSeq and is a predicted model, not a curated record. Lineage: Eukaryota; Metazoa; Chordata; Mammalia; Chiroptera; Molossidae. Gene Ontology annotation, biological process: endoplasmic reticulum to Golgi vesicle-mediated transport. Gene Ontology annotation, cellular component: TRAPP complex; cytoplasm; nucleus.
GGGCGGCCGCGUGAUUGGCUGGGGGUCACGUGACGUGCCCGGCCGGGCCUCCCAAGAUGGCGGUGUGUGUGGCGGUGAUCGCUAAGGAGAAUUACCCUCUUUACAUACGCAGUAUCCCCACGGAGAAUGAGCUGAAAUUUCACUACAUGGUGCACACGUCCCUGGACGUGGUAGAUGAGAAGAUCUCUGCAAUGGGGAAGGCGCUGGUGGACCAGAGGGAGCUCUACCUGGGUCUGCUGUACCCCACGGAGGACUACAAGGUAUACGGCUACGUGACCAACUCCAAGGUGAAGUUUGUUAUGGUGGUGGAUUCCUCCAACACGGCUCUUCGAGACAACGAGAUUCGCAGUAUGUUCCGGAAGCUGCACAACUCCUACACAGAUGUGAUGUGUAACCCCUUCUAUAACCCAGGGGACCGCAUUCAGUCCAGGGCCUUCGAUGGCAUGGUGACAUCUAUGAUGAUCCAGGUCUGUUGAGUGAGAACAUUGCUGCCUGUUGAUUGAAGAGAAGUGUUUUGUACAUAA